This is a messenger RNA of Sclerotinia sclerotiorum 1980 UF-70, 222 nucleotides long. RefSeq lists its product with no specific name. The record is from RefSeq and is a predicted model, not a curated record. Bases 1 to 222 code for a protein of 73 amino acids. The transcript has 4 exons. NCBI's taxonomy places the organism in Eukaryota, Fungi, Ascomycota, Leotiomycetes, Helotiales, Sclerotiniaceae.
AUGCAACCUGAGAGUGUGGGGAUUCAGGAAACCAAAGUGAUUGAAUUAUACUUCCAUGUUGCAACUAUCAACCACAUUGCUGCAGGACACCCAGCUCCAUUUAUGCCCUUCGAUCCCAGAAGGACAGGUUUUGAUCUUGAAACACGGAACACAUAUCAGAUCCAUUUUUGGGAGGAAAUGUACGAAGUUGUUUCCCAGUCAACGGAAAGACAACGCAUAUAA